AUGGCUUUCUCUCGCUCCCUCACUUCCUUCCUGCGCACUUCGCGGCACAUUGCGGCCCCUGCUCGAGGCCUCAACCCCGUCAACAGAGUCUUUGGUCACGACAGAUUCGGAGCCCGAACCUAUGCUGCGGUCUUCGAACGAAACAAGCCGCACGUGAACGUCGGUACCAUUGGCCACGUCGAUCAUGGCAAGACCACUCUUACUGCUGCCAUCACCAAGAGACAGGCCGAAAAGGGCUAUGCCCAGUUCCUGGAGUAUGGAGCCAUCGAUAAAGCCCCCGAAGAGCGAAAACGAGGUAUCACCAUCGCAACUGCGCACAUCGAGUACCAGACCGAUGCACGCCACUAUUCCCACGUCGACUGCCCUGGCCACGCCGAUUACAUUAAAAACAUGAUUACUGGUGCCGCUCUCAUGGACGGUGCUGUCAUGGUGGUUGCCGCAGGUGAUGGACAAAUGCCGCAAACCCGAGAGCAUCUGCUGCUGGCGCGUCAAGUCGGUGUGCAAAAGAUUGUUGUUUUCGUCAACAAGGUCGACACUGUCGAAGAUCCUGAAAUGUUGGAACUGGUCGAGAUGGAAAUGCGUGAAUUGCUAUCUACCUACGGCUUCGACGGAGAUGAGACCCCCAUCAUCUUCGGCUCGGCUCUCUGCGCCCUUGAGGGCACCAAACCCGAGAUUGGCAUCGAGAAGAUUGAUGCUCUGAUGAACGCCAUCGACACCUGGAUUCCCACUCCGGUCCGCGAUACCGACAAGCCUUUCAUGAUGUCUGUCGAAGAGACCUUCUCCAUCUCUGGCCGAGGUACCGUUGCUUCUGGCCGUGUCAUGCGUGGUAUUUUGAAGAAGGACUCGGAAGUCGAAAUCGUCGGUGGUGGCGAUCAGGUUAUCAAGACCAAGGUCACGGAUAUUGAAACCUUCAAGAAGUCCUGCGACGAGUCCAGAGCCGGCGACAACUCGGGUCUUCUGCUGCGUGGUGUCAAACGUGAGGACGUCAGACGUGGAAUGGUGAUUGCAGUCCCCGGCACGGCCAAGGCACACCAAGAAGUGCUCGUGUCCAUGUACGUCUUGACGGAAGAAGAAGGUGGACGGAAGUCAGGCUUCACCCAAGCCUAUAAACCCCAGCUCUUUAUCCGGACCGCCGACGAGUCCGCCACCUUGGCCUGGCCCGAGGGAACCGAAGACACCAGCAAAUUGAUCAUGCCAGGCGACAAUGUCGAGAUGGUUCUCAAAACAAUCCACCCCAUCUGCAUGGAACCUGGUGAACGAUUCAACCUCCGAGAAGGUGGAAAGACAGUCGCCACUGGGCUGAUUACAAGAGUCGUGAAAUAA
Messenger RNA from Capronia epimyces CBS 606.96, 1323 nucleotides. RefSeq names its product translation elongation factor Tu. The transcript has 4 exons. NCBI's taxonomy places the organism in Eukaryota, Fungi, Ascomycota, Eurotiomycetes, Chaetothyriales, Herpotrichiellaceae. Gene Ontology annotation, biological process: mitochondrial translational elongation. The coding region runs from base 1 to 1323 and encodes 440 amino acids. The record is from RefSeq and is a predicted model, not a curated record. Gene Ontology annotation, cellular component: mitochondrion. Gene Ontology annotation, molecular function: GTPase activity; GTP binding; translation elongation factor activity.